Molecule: messenger RNA, 1933 nt
Organism: Oncorhynchus kisutch (coho salmon)
Lineage: Eukaryota; Metazoa; Chordata; Actinopteri; Salmoniformes; Salmonidae
Product: rho-related GTP-binding protein RhoB
Exons: 1
Coding region: 199-789 (196 amino acids)
Biological process (GO): small GTPase-mediated signal transduction
Molecular function (GO): GTPase activity; GTP binding
Source: RefSeq, a predicted model, not a curated record
UCUUUAUAAAGGAAGCGCUUGACAGGGAGCAAAUAGUUGAGAAAUAUCGAAUCCAGCGGAGAAACGCAGACGGCUUACGUUCAGGGAAGUUUAACCAGGCUCGUACCAUAAUUUGACUUCUUAGCUAACACAGACAGUUUAUACGUCAUAUUUGUUUAACAGUUAGGAUCAAGGGAAAGUAUCGGUUAAGAGAAGCAAAUGGCAGAGAUACGAAAAAAGCUAGUCGUAGUCGGCGACGGCGCCUGUGGAAAGACCUGCUUGCUGAUUGUGUUCAGCAAAGACGAGUUUCCUGAGGUCUAUGUGCCAACUGUAUUUGACAACUAUGUGGCCGACAUUGAAGUGGACACCAAGCAAGUCCAACUAGCACUGUGGGACACGGCUGGACAAGAGGACUACGAUCGCCUUCGGCCGCUAUCCUAUCCGGACACUGAUGUCAUCCUGAUGUGCUUUUCCGUGGACAGCCCGGACUCCCUCGAAAACAUCCCCGAGAAAUGGGUGCCAGAGGUAAAGCACUUUUGUCCCAACGUGCCCAUUAUUUUAGUUGCCAACAAAAGAGACUUGCGCAACGACGAGAAUGUUAGGAGCGAGCUGUCCAGAAUGAAACAGGAACCAGUGAAAACAGAGGACGGGCGCGCCAUGGCCAUGCGCAUUGGUGCAUAUGACUAUUUGGAGUGUUCUGCUAAAACGAAGGAUGGUAUUCGGGAGGUGUUCGACACUGCGACACGUGCUUCUUUACAGAAGAGAUCAAAACCCUCCAGCGGUUGUGUGAACUGCUGUCUGUUGUUGUGAAUGAACAGCUAACGUGAGCAAUAAUGUCUCUUACGUUAAUAUACGGCUGCCAACACCACCAAGACCUGUUGUCAUUGUGCUUGAAAAGAUGCAUGACCAAGUCUGUCUCCCAUUAGGCUAAAGACUUUCUUUUGAGCCGGUAGCCAUGAGAAAUGUAAUAAUCCUCAGAUUGUGGAUCAUCUUGAUCUAUUUACCUGAUCCCUCAAUUGACGCGAAUACAUACUCUAAUACAAGUAGCCAACAACUGACACUCCAUGCGAUUCUAAUUGACUGAAUAAAUUCAUUUGCCAAGCAUUCCGGAUGCUGCCUGAAAUGAUGCUGUAGCCUUUGAGGAUAUUGUUCCAAGGAGCCUACUUGAGUGUCUGGUGUCAAGGCUUGUUGACAUGCAACCAGUUAGUCACGAAACGUGGUGAUGCCUUAAACUCCACGCACAUUUACAUGGACAAAAACCUACACUUCCCUUGUCUGUCACGAAUAUUGAGUACAAUUUAUAUUUCAACUUAAUCUGCCGAUUGUGAGUGGUGUUGGUCCUUUAGCUGGUCGACAUUUGAGACAAAAUAUCGACAUUUGAGACAAAGGCAUGUGCACAAGACCGAAGUACAUGCACGUGACAUAUGCACGAUAACUGGUGUUUACAUGGUUUUGUACAUGUGCCAGGUGAUAGAAAUUUCAACUAAGGUAUCAGCACUCUAAAAAGUCUAACUAUUUGCCUCAAAUUCCAAGCAGCUGAAGGACCAACCACACAGGCAACCGGUAGAAUAAAUUCCAAGUUAAUUUAUUCAACAUUCUGGCAUGUAAGGAACAUUUCCAUGAUUGUUUGUUAUGUUUGUUGUUGCUCUCCUAAUGUUUUUAAAAGGCUGUUCAUCCUGCCGUGUGCAUCAUUGCAUUAACAUGACCGGGAUACCACUGCAGCACUGUAAAGCAUGAAUGCUAUUAUUUCACAUACUGUAUAUGGUGGAGUUUCAAAAAAGAUACCCAUAGUGCAAUAUUUUGUCUUAGUUUCAAGUUUGUCAGUUUUAUAUUGUUUUAUGUUUUUAAAUAAUAAAGAUAUGAUUAGAAUGUGUAUAGCCUACUGCCAAUGGAAUUGUAUUUGUAUGGCCUGCUGCUGUGGAUGUAAACUGUAAAUGCACAUGGGAAAACCUAA